Setaria italica (foxtail millet) is the source of this 3021-nucleotide messenger RNA. RefSeq names its product elongation factor-like GTPase 1. Lineage: Eukaryota; Viridiplantae; Streptophyta; Magnoliopsida; Poales; Poaceae. Gene Ontology annotation, molecular function: GTPase activity; GTP binding; ribosome binding. The record is from RefSeq and is a predicted model, not a curated record. Gene Ontology annotation, cellular component: cytosol; ribonucleoprotein complex. Gene Ontology annotation, biological process: cytosolic ribosome assembly.
AUGGCGGCGGCGGCGGCUGCCGACCCCCGCCUCGUGCGCAAUACUUGCAUCCUAGCCCGCGUGGACCACGGCAAGACCUCCCUCGCGGACCACCUGGUGGCCUCCGGCGGCGAUGGGCUCCUCCACCCGAAGCUGGCCGGCAGCGCCAUGUUCAUGGACCACCUGCCGGAGGAGCAGCGGCGCGCCAUCACCAUGAAGUCCUCCUCGGUCGCGCUCCGGCACGCGCACCCCACGGGCGUCCACCGUGUGCACCUGAUCGACUCCCCGGGCCACGCCGACUUCUGCUCCGAGGUCUCCGCCGCGGCGCGCCUCUCGGACUCGGCGCUCACCGUCGUCGACGCCGCCAAGUGCGUCCGCGUCCAGACCCACGCCGCGCUGCGCCAGGCGUUCGUCGAGUGCCUGCGCCCCUGCCUCGUCCUCAACAAGCUCGACCGCCUCAUCACCGACCUCCUCCUCUCGCCCGAGGAAGCCUACGCGCUCCUCGGCCGCACCCUCGCCGAGGUCAACUCCAUCUACUCCGCGCUGCGCUCCGGGUCCUACUUCUCCUCCCUCCUCCAGGACGACGACGGCCGCCUCGCGGGCGGCGGCGGCGGCGGCGACGACGAGGACGAGGACGGGCACACCUUCCAUCCCCACAAGGGAAACGUCGUCUUCACCUGCGCACGCGACGGCUGGGGCUUCCGCAUCCACCGCUUGGCCGACCUGUACGCCCAGAAAACCGGCGCUAGCAAGGCCAGGCUUCUCAGGGGUUUCUGGGGCCCCUACUACAUCGACAAGGAGAAGAGCGGUUCUGCCUCUGACGGCAGCGCGGACCAGCAGCCGGCGUUCGUGCAGAACGUGCUCAAGCCACUGUGGAAGCUGUACCAGAGGGGCCUGAUGCCGAACAGCUCAGAGUGGAUGCACAACAACGUCGUGUCCGUCUUCAAUCAGGUGUCACCGCUGGAGCUGCACAGCAAGGAACCCAAGGUCUCGCUGCACGCCGUGCUGCGGGCGUGGCUGCCGCUCGCGGAGUCGGUCAUGGAGAUGCUCGUCGAGUGCACGCCCGACCCCGUCGCCGCCCAGGCGUUCAGAGUGCCAAGGCUUAUGCCUGAGAGGAGGGUUGCUGCCAGCGGUUGCGCCAGCAUUGUCACCGAGGCGGAGCAGGUGAGGAGCUGUGUGGCGGCCUGCAGCACAAGCAAAAGCGCGCCCGUGGUGGUGUUCGUGUCCAAGAUGUUUGCAGUUCCAUACUCGAUGCUGCCGUCCAAGGGGCUUAAUGGGGAGCACUUGAACCACAACCAUGGGCACAACGAGUUGGAGCCGGAUGAGGAGUGCUUCCUGGCGUUCGCGAGGGUCUUCAGCGGGGUGCUCCGUGCAGGGCAGAAGGUGUUCGUCCUGUCGCCGCUGUAUGAUCCGGUAAAAGGGGAUGACGCGUCGGGCAAGCAUGUGCAGGAGGUGGAGUUGCACUGCCUGUACGAGAUGCUUGGGCAGGACCUGCUGCCGGUUGACAGUGUGGCUGCCGGCAAUGUUGUUGCGAUUCAGGGCCUUGGCCAGCACGUGCUGAAGAGUGCAACGCUGUCGUCGACCAAGAAUUGCUGGCCAUUCUCGAGCAUGACGUCCCAGUUGUCGCCGAUGCUCAAGGUCGCAGUUGAGCCCUCCAAUCCUGCUGAUCUGGGAGACUUUCUGAAAGGACUGAAGCUUCUUAACCAGGCAGACCCGUUGGUUGUGUACACUGUCUCGCAGAGGGGCGAGCAUGUCCUUGCUGCAGCUGGCGAGGUGCAUUUGGAGCGCUGCAUCAAAGAUUUGCAGGAGAGGUUCGCCAACGUCCAGCUGGAGGUCUCAAAGCCAUUGGUAUCAUUCAAGGAGACCAUCCAAGGAGAGUGUGUUAGCUUAAUGGGAAGCAUGAAGGCUCAACAGGGGUUUGUUGAGAGGACCACUCCGAAUGGGAGAUUCACUGUGAGAGUUCAAGUCAUCAAUCUUCCCAAUGCACUGACCAAGGUCCUUGCGGAAAAUGAAGAAUUGCUUGGUCAAAUCAUUGAGGGGGAAAGUUCACAAUUUGCUCAGGAUGGUAGUAAUUCAACAGCAACGCUUAGGCAGCGUGUGAUCAGUGCCAUUGACAGUGAAGUGGAAGCGAUCUCUGAGCAAGUGGAAAAGGAGAAACUUGAGAGGUGUAGGAAAACAUUGCUGGGAUACCUUCAAAGAAUCAUGGCCCUAGGUCCUUCACAUGUUGGGCCAAACUUCCUUCUCUUGCCUGACUUGAAAUCAACUAGUGGUGUCACAGCAAGCCAAAAUGGAUGGGGAGGUAUUCUUGUGAGUAGUAGGUGUCAUGUCUCAGAGAGGUUGGGGUUUGUGAGUGCAUCUGAUGCAGAAACCAAAAAUCAUGUAAACAGUGAAACACAGGCAUCAACGUAUUCUCUUGAUUUUGAGGCACUAAGGAACAGCAUUGUCUCAGGUUUUCAGUUUGCCACAAAUGCAGGUCCCAUAUGUGAUGAACCUAUAAGGGGUGUGGCGUUCGUUGUUGAGUCCUACAUUUCUGUCAACAACUCUGAUGCUGUAGCUCCGAUGAAAUCUUCACUGCAAGUAAUUACUGUAGUGAAGGAAGCAUGCCGAGAAGCUGUUCUUCAGAGCAAGCCAAGGCUUGUGGAACCAAUCUACUUUUGUGAAUUGACCACACCGAUGGAGCAGGUACAUGCCGCAUUUUCUGUUCUGCGUGAUUGUCGAGCCAAGGUGCGUACAUCUUUGUUCACAGUGCAUGCUCACUUGCCAGUUGCCGAGAGCUCUGAGUUCGCUGAGAAACUUAGGAAGCGAACGUCAGGUGCAGCUAGUGCGAUUCUAGCUUUUAGCCACUGGGAAUCCAUCUCUCAGGACCCUUUCUUUACCCCGAAAACGCAGGAAGAGACUGAAGAAUUUGGUGAUCGCUCAAGCAUUGGGCCAAACUUGGCUAAGAAGCUCAUGAAUUCUGUGAGGCGAAGAAAGGGCCUACAUGUUGAAGAGAAAGUUGUGGAGCAUGGCACGAAACAGCGAACUCUUGCGAGGAAAGUGUAA